Messenger RNA from Capsicum annuum, 1872 nucleotides. RefSeq names its product NAC domain-containing protein 43. The coding region runs from base 320 to 1585 and encodes 421 amino acids. Lineage: Eukaryota; Viridiplantae; Streptophyta; Magnoliopsida; Solanales; Solanaceae. Gene Ontology annotation, biological process: regulation of DNA-templated transcription. The record is from RefSeq and is a predicted model, not a curated record. The transcript is spliced from 3 exons. Gene Ontology annotation, molecular function: DNA binding.
ACCCAUUUGUGUCCCUAACCAACUGCAUAUAAAUUAUCAUGUUUCUUCCCUACCCUUUUAAACUCUCACAAGCUUACAAUCCUUUCUUCUCAAUUCAUACAUCUAUUCCUUUAAUUUCUCAAUUUCUUUUUAUAUAUCAUAUUCUCUCACCACCCUUUCCCUUCCUAGCUACCUUUUUAUAGGAAAUCAAAUUAAGGUGAUUCCACAUCUUUCCUUUUCUAGCUCUCAUCAUUUAUAACACUACGUACGACUUGCUAUCUUAAAAAAAAAAAAAAAAAAAAAAAAAAAAGGAAGUUAAUUACUAUUAUUAGAUACAACAAUGUCGAAAGACAUGAAUCUGUCUGUUAAUGGUCAAUCUAAAGUGCCUCCCGGAUUCCGUUUUCAUCCCACGGAGGAAGAACUUCUUCAUUAUUACUUGAGGAAAAAAGUUGCUUAUGAGAAAAUUGAUCUCGACGUUAUUCGGGACGUUGAUCUCAACAAGCUAGAACCAUGGGACAUUCAAGAGAAGUGCAGAAUAGGAUCGACGCCGCAAAAUGAUUGGUACUUCUUCAGUCACAAAGACAAGAAGUAUCCAACAGGAACUCGGACCAAUCGCGCUACUGCAGCCGGAUUCUGGAAGGCUACAGGUCGUGAUAAAGUCAUACACAGCAACUGUAAGAGAAUAGGGAUGAGAAAGACCUUAGUCUUUUAUAAAGGACGUGCCCCCCAUGGACAGAAAUCAGAUUGGAUCAUGCAUGAAUAUCGCCUUGACGACAACAUCCAAGACUCCCUCAACGUUAAUGCAUCGGAAUCAAGUAACCAGGAAGAAGGUUGGGUGGUGUGCCGUGUGUUCAAGAAGAAGAAUUAUCAUAAGGCUCUUGAGAGUCCUCAGAACUCAUCAGUAGCACUCUCUAGAAGUACAAUUAUUCAGAAACCAAACAACGAUGGUGUUCUUGAUCAAAUACUAAUGUACAUGGGAAGGUCGUCGUCAUGCAAACAACAAGACUUCGAAAACAAACACAACAACAACCUCCUCAACAACAUCAAUAGCAUUCACUUAGAUGAUCAUAUUAUACAAAUAAACAGCACCAACUCUUUCUUCAACAACAACAACAACAACAACAGAUUCAUCCACCUCCCCGGGCUAGAGAAUCAUCAUUCUCCAACCAACAACAUGGAUGACGUGUCGUCUCUACAACUAAUCCAACAAGAUUGCUGCAGUUUCGGAGAGAUGCUCACAGAAAAUCACGAACAUCAUGAUGAUCUGAAAACUAGCCCAGCAGUUGAGAUGAGAUGGUCGCACACUUCAAUGGUAUCUGGUCCAAGCGACUGGGCAUCUCUCGAUCGGCUGGUGGCUUCUCAACUUAAUGGGCAUGAUCAUGUGGAAAAUAUUACAUCAAACGUAGAAAACAACAACAACAACAUAUGUUUUCCUCUUAAUCAUAAUGGAUUACAGCUAGGUCACUUGCGUACCAACGGCAGACCAAAUGAUGACGAUGAUGCGUUCUCACAAUCUCACGCACAUGACGACGACGUUGAAUUUUGGAGCUAUGCUCGAUCGUCCUCAUCAUCACCCUCCGAUCCAUUAUGCCACUUGGCCGUUUAAUUCGACCUCCGCAGUAUAUUAUGUAUAGAAAAAUACGUAUAUAUACAUAGUUUAAGCCGAGGCCUUUACCUUAAUUAGUUUGAUUGAUACCAUGAUAGUAGUACUACGUACGUAAAUUUUACGUUAAUUAGCUUGAUUGAUACAAUGAUAGUAGUACUACGUACGUAAAUUCUAUUUUUUUUUUCUAAUAAUACUACUAGAAUUUUGAAUAAUGGAGUAUCUUGACAUGAGACAUGAAUGUCAACUGAAAUAUCUUUUCUUAAUAAUUAACGUUGUCUCCUAUUUCG